This is a messenger RNA of Trifolium pratense (red clover), 843 nucleotides long. RefSeq lists its product as uncharacterized. The transcript has 2 exons. The record is from RefSeq and is a predicted model, not a curated record. Bases 1 to 843 code for a protein of 280 amino acids. NCBI's taxonomy places the organism in Eukaryota, Viridiplantae, Streptophyta, Magnoliopsida, Fabales, Fabaceae. Gene Ontology annotation, molecular function: nucleic acid binding; zinc ion binding.
AUGGCUCGUAGAAACACACGUUUAAAUCCUGGAAAUGCUGAAGGUGACAACAACAAUGUUGAUAAUGACAUGCAUAGAGCUAUCCAAGACAUGGCGAACAUGGCGGCUUCCAUUGCACAACAAACUGCUGCGAAGACUCAAAGAGACCUUCGAAAACAACAGAGGGAGGAACAAGCUGUUGAGUCCAAAGGAUUGGUGGAUUUUAGACGUCACGAUCCUCCACAAUUUCAGGGAGACCCGGAGCCGGAGAAAGCUGACUUAUGGCUUCAGGAAAUCGAGAAAAUAUUUGAUGUACUGAAGCGUCUUGAUGGAUUAAAGGUGACCUAUGCAACUUACUUGUUGCUUGGAGAUGCAGAAUAUUGGUGGAAGGGAGCCCGACAAAUAGUUGAAGCUAAUAACCAAGAAGUCACAUGGGAGAUAUUUCGUACUAAGUUUCUUGAUAAAUAUUUUCCUAGGAGUGUAAGGACUGCAAAGGAACAAGAAUUUCUAAACUUGAAACAAGGAGGAAUGACAAUUCGGGAAUAUGCGGCAAAGUUUGAGUCGCUGGCAAAAAAGAUAAAAGCAAUGAAGGAAAGUGCAACCAAUCGAGUGAAUGUAGGAGGACCAUCUAGGUCUAAGUAUCCAACUCAAGGAGGGAACCAGAAGGGAAAGCACCAAUACAAAAAGCCUUAUUCUCGACCCUCGGGGAAUAAUCAGAAUCAACGACCAUAUCGUCCAAUUACAUCUGCACUUGGAAAUGGAGCAAACAGGAACCCGAAUCAGGAAUUCACUAGAAGAUGCUUCAAAUGCGGAAAACCAUACCAUUUGGCUAAUUCUUGUCAGAUUUUCAUGAAUAUCUCUUGA